UAACAGCCCAAAAACAAAAAUAAUCUUACGGUGCGGACCUGAUGCAGCAGAUUGCAACUAUUCCAUAUAUAUUCCCUCACUUAAAACCCUAGUUCUAUCCGUGCCUCUCCCAGGACUCCAAAGCACCAUACUGCUCUUCGUCUCAGUCAGGAAAUAUGGCCGUCCCUUUGCUGAAGAAGCAAAUUGUGAAGAAGCGCAAGACGCACUUCAAGAGGCCUCAGAGUGACAGGAAGCACUGCGUCAAGGAAAGCUGGAGAAGGCCCAAGGGUAUUGAUUCACGUGUCAGGCGAAAGUUCAAGGGAUGUGCAUUGAUGCCCAACAUUGGCUAUGGGUCAGACAAGAAGACUCGUCACUAUCUGCCUAACAAGUUCAAGAAAUUUGUCGUGCACAAUGUCAAAGAGGUUGAACUUCUAAUGAUGCACAACAGGACUUACUGUGCUGAGAUUGCUCACAACAUUUCCACCAGGAAGAGGAAGGAGAUUGUCGAGCGUGCAGCCCAGUUGGAUGUUGUUGUUACCAACAAACUUGCCAGGUUGCGCAGCCAGGAGGACGAGUAAACCUUGCAACUGUUAUGGUUUAUUUUGCCAUGCGUGUUUCCUAUAUGCUAGUCUUCUGAAUUUUGGGAGAAAUCUUAUUCAGGAUGCUACUUUUGUUUUCAAUUUGGUACUGUUGAAUUUUAUUCAGAAUUUUACUAAUCUAGUCAUGUUAGACGACAUGAAGUUCUACCAGUUUGUUUGAUUUUGCCAUGUUACUGCCGGUUCCUUGAGUAAAUUAUCAGUCUUUAUUA
Pyrus x bretschneideri (Chinese white pear) is the source of this 787-nucleotide messenger RNA. RefSeq names its product 60S ribosomal protein L32-1. Gene Ontology annotation, biological process: translation. Lineage: Eukaryota; Viridiplantae; Streptophyta; Magnoliopsida; Rosales; Rosaceae. Gene Ontology annotation, molecular function: structural constituent of ribosome. The record is from RefSeq and is a predicted model, not a curated record. The transcript has 4 exons. Gene Ontology annotation, cellular component: ribosome; cytosolic large ribosomal subunit. Bases 156 to 557 code for a protein of 133 amino acids.